CCCUCCAAAUUUUGUUGUGGUAUACUGGAUGACAGUCGCCAGCUUAGGCACAUACCCUAUUGACCGAUAACGAUAACGCCUGAAAUGCCUGCCGCAACUAUUUUUGGGAAAAUAAUGAAAACAAACAUGCGGCGUUGUUUUUGUUGGCAAUUACAAAUUCAAUAUAAUCGUGAUGUGUGUUGCUGCCACCACAAGGACCUGGACCCAAACCACUGCAUUGCAGUUGCUGCCGUUGCAUGCGGAACUGGUGCGCUAAGAACACUUGCCUUUUGAAAAAACAUGUGCGCAGUUAACUACAAGAACAACAACGAAUACGCCCAUUACCUGUAAUCUAAGUAACUACAACGCUUCCGUCCAAUAUAAAUAUAAGUGACAAGCCAUAUUUGGAGUACAAGGUACAAAGUGCAGAUAUCCAAUGCCCCACUGUCACACAAUGGUUUAUUUACGUAUUGUGCUUACCACUCUGGUCACCAUAACAUGUUUGUUGGGCGACAAUUUUGUGGAGCUAACACAGCAUCCUCUGCUCAAGGCGUUGGCAGACAAUGCCACACAUGCCGCCAUCGGAGCCUUGACGGGCAUAGCCUUUGCCAUGCAAUUCUACGAGCGCACCACACAGCUGCUCGGUUGGUUAUUGAUUUUCACCUGUUUUGUUGUCUCCUCGUUUAUCGACCUGGACCACUUCAUAGAGGCGCGCUCGCUGUAUUUGGAGGAUGCAACCAAUCUGUCGCGUCGUCCCUUUCUGCACUGUUCAACUAUUGUCUUGGCUUUGCUGCUGCUCUAUAUAUGCACCGCAUGUCUUAACUAUUUUCGCAGCAGCCUCUUGUUGGGCGCACUACUGUGUGCUUUCAUAACGCAUCAUACGCGGGACGCUGUGCGUCGUGGCUAUUGGCUUUGGCCCUUCUAUGAUCACACCGAGCGCAUACCCCAGCUGGCCUACAUUGUCGGCACGAUUCUAACUCCAUAUGUGUUGGGAUAUCUGCAUAACGCUUGCCGUAGCAGCCUGGUGCUGAACUUUUUGGGUCAAUAUGUUAAACUUAGCGAGAGCAAUUAUCGUAGUAGCGCUGGCGGCUCUGUAGCCCAUUAUCGUUAUCUGCAAGUGUAAGUUUGUGAUAUAUUACGGUACUAAAUAUACUAACUAAAAGAUGCUUACUUAGGCUUCAAGCGCAUUAGACUAGCUUUAAGAAAAACCAAAUACUUCCACACAACAGGACACAAUUUAAGUAGGCUAAAUAGGUAUGAGACCUUAUUGUCAAUUUAUUAAAUUAUUUAUAUCUAUUAACUAGCGUAGGUUUUUACUAGAACUUGACACGUACACACACAUUUAA
Messenger RNA from Drosophila busckii, 1325 nucleotides. Its product is annotated as transmembrane protein 267. Lineage: Eukaryota; Metazoa; Arthropoda; Insecta; Diptera; Drosophilidae. The transcript has 3 exons. The record is from RefSeq and is a predicted model, not a curated record. The coding region runs from base 416 to 1102 and encodes 228 amino acids.